Acomys russatus (golden spiny mouse) is the source of this 921-nucleotide messenger RNA. Its product is annotated as vomeronasal type-1 receptor 4-like. Gene Ontology annotation, cellular component: membrane. Bases 1 to 921 code for a protein of 306 amino acids. Gene Ontology annotation, biological process: G protein-coupled receptor signaling pathway. The transcript has a single exon. The record is from RefSeq and is a predicted model, not a curated record. Gene Ontology annotation, molecular function: pheromone receptor activity. Lineage: Eukaryota; Metazoa; Chordata; Mammalia; Rodentia; Muridae.
AUGGGCUCCAGAACUUUGGCAAUAGGAAUAAUGUUCUUAUCACAAAGUACAGUUGGAAUUCUGGGAAAUACCUCUCUUCUUUACCACUAUCUAAUUAUUUACCAUAAGGAGCAUACAUUGAAGCCUACAGAUUUAAUUCUAACACAUCUGACCACAGCCAACUCCUUGAUCAUUCUCUCUAAAGGUUUGCCCCUAAUAAUGGCAGCUUUUGGUAUGAAGCAGUUUUUCAAUGAUUUUGUAUGCAAACUUGUUUUAUAUAUUGAAAGACUUGGAAGAAGUAUGUCUAUGGGAACUACCUGCCUCUUGAGUGUCUACCAGGCCAUCACCAUCAGCCCAGAAAAAUCCUUCUGGAAGAAUCAUAAUGUCAAAUCUUCAAACAACAUUGGUCUUCUUAUUUCCAUCUGCUGGGUUCUGUACAUUACCCUACAUUUCAUUUUCCCUGUGUUUGUGCAUAUCACAAGGACUCACAAAAAUACAACAGAAAAAUGGGAAUUUUUAUAUUGCUCCUCUUGGGGUCGUGAAAAAAUUGUAGAUUCACUAUACACAGCAUUAUUAGUAUUUCCUGAACUCUUGCUUUCUGUGCUUAUCAUUUGGUCCAGUGGCUCAAUGAUUUCCAUUCUAUACAGACACAAGCAACACAUUCAACACAUCCGGAGCACCCGCACUUUCCUCAGAACCACCCCUGAGUCUAAAGCCACCCAGAGCAUCCUAUUUCUUGUGUCUACUUUUUUAGUGUUUUAUACCCUAUCCUCCAUAUUACAAGGUUUUAUUGCUGCUUUACAUGAGCCCAGUUGGUGGUUGCUAAACAUCACAGCUCUCAUUUCUAUGUGUUUUCCCACUUUGAGCCCUUUUCUUGUGAGUCGUGACUACAUUUUACUCAGACUCUUAUUAUUAUGGAUAAAUAAUGUCAAAAUCCAAUAA